Molecule: messenger RNA, 6399 nt
Organism: Paramisgurnus dabryanus
Lineage: Eukaryota; Metazoa; Chordata; Actinopteri; Cypriniformes; Cobitidae
Gene: sbno2b
Product: strawberry notch homolog 2b
Biological process (GO): regulation of DNA-templated transcription
Cellular component (GO): nucleus
Molecular function (GO): chromatin DNA binding; histone binding
Source: RefSeq, a predicted model, not a curated record
GGUCCGCUUCCGUGUCGCAUUUCACUUCAAUAUGGCUUCAUUAGCGACGGCCUGAGGAGAAACUUCGCUCCCUCACAACCUCUCGACUUUAUCACUUUUGGAAGUCGUUAAACGGAUAAAGAAGAUUUGGGAGGUCUGUUCAAGAGAUUGUUUUAGUUGUAAGGUCAUGGUGAGCAGACGCUGACCAGCUAGCUCAAGUUUUCAGCGUGGGCUUCGGCCGUUAUGCAUGGUACUGCAGUCUAAUGCCAUCUCUCUCCAUUCCGCCUGCCAUGGACGGGCAAAGCUACUCGCAUUCAGAGGGAUCUCACGUGAACACGGGAGGAUUCGUCAUGGCGCCCCCUCUGCCCCACGUGUUCCCCAACAACCAUUGGAGCUUCGCACAUCAGGCUUACGGCAUGCCCUGUCCUGUGCAAUCUGAUAACCAACCACUGCUCAACGGCACAUCAGACAUGCUGACAGAUUUUUACAUUCCUGACUUUGACUUCUCCAGCUUGGGUUUUCCUCGGAUCGGAGACCACCUUCAGGACCUCAGUCUGGAGGAUCUGUCUAUCCUCUCAUCUCCAAAAGAUUCUUUGUCUGAAUAUCUUCCUCAAGAUUCUUCCUUCCUCACGGACAACAUGGCACCCAACGUGCCUACGUUAUGGGACAUCAACACACCAGCAACAGACCAGGAGAUGAAUUCUAACCGGUUUCAAGGUUUCAAGUCUUUGGACGACAUCACCGCCGCUAUUAAUCCACCACUCAUAGGGAGUUAUCAGAGACCCCAAACACAGCCAGAAGAGGAAGAGGAAGUAGAGGUGGAGGAGUCUGAAGAGCUGGGUCACGUUGAUACCUAUGCCGACUACAGGCCCUCUAAAUCCAAGAUAGGAAUAUCCCAUCCAGACCGUGUGGUUGAAACCAACACUUUAUCCAGUGUUCCUCCUCCAGAUAUCACCUACACCCUGUCUAUCCCAGAGGACAUCAUAAACAACGGCCAACUCUCUGCUUUGCAGCUGGAGGCCAUCAUUUACGCCUGCCAGCAACAUGAAGUGAUUUUGCAGAACAAACAGCGAGCCGGUUUCCUCAUAGGGGACGGCGCAGGAGUGGGGAAGGGCCGGACGGUGGCCGGGAUCAUUUUAGAAAACUUUUUAAAAGGAAGGAAGAAAGCGCUGUGGUUCAGCGUCUCCAAUGAUCUGAAAUAUGACGCAGAGAGAGAUCUCCAAGACAUCUCCGCAUCUAACAUACAAGUGCAUGCAUUGAAUAAGAUUAAGUACGGGGACACAGCUACAGCUACCUCAGAAGGGGUCUUGUUUGCAACCUACUCCGCAUUGAUCGGGGAGAGUCAGGCGGGUGGCCAGCACAGGACGCGUCUCAAUCAGAUCCUAGACUGGUGUGCGCCGGAUUUCGAUGGCGUUAUUAUAUUCGACGAAUGCCACAAAGCCAAAAAUGCCUCAUCCACAAAGAUGGGCAAGGCUGUGCUGAAUCUGCAAGACCAGUUGCCGCUAGCCAGAGUGGUUUACGCUAGCGCCACAGGCGCCUCCGAGCCAAAGAACAUGAUUUACAUGAGCCGUCUGGGAAUUUGGGGAGAGGGAACCCCCUUCAAAACUUUUGAAGAUUUCCUCCACGCCAUCGAGAAGAGGGGCGUGGGGGCCAUGGAGAUCGUUGCCAUGGAUAUGAAAGUCAGCGGGAUGUACAUUGCACGUCAGCUCAGCUUCUCAGGGGUUUCGUUCCGCAUAGAAGAGAUCAGCUUGGAUGAUGACUUCAAAGUUGUGUACAACAAAGCUGCCAAACUUUGGGCAGAAGCUCUGGCCUUGUUCAUGCAAGCAGCGGAUGAGUUGUGCAUGAGCUCCAAGAAGUCUCUCUGGGGUCAGUUUUGGUCAUCUCACCAGCGUUUCUUUAAAUACCUCUGUAUUGCCGCUAAGGUGCGCUGCCUGGUGGAGUUAGCUAAAAAAGAGCUGGAGGCCGGAAAGUGCAUUGUGAUCGGACUACAGUCGACAGGUGAGGCUCGAACCAGAGAAGUCCUCGACGAAAACGACGGACGCUUGGACAGAUUCGUUUCUGCUGCUGAGGGUGUGUUUCAAUCGCUGGUUCUCAAACACUUUCCAUCAGAGAAGCAGAGGAGAGAAAAGGGAGCAGGAAACAAAAGGAAACGUAAACCACGCGGCAGACAGCCCAAACAACCCAAACACUGCACCGACGCCACCGGAGUGAUCAGCAUCAGCGAUGACAGCAGCACGGAGUCCGACGCCCUGGACAGCGACUUCAACUCAUCGCCCGACUCGGUUCAGGACAACAACGAUGAUGUCAUCUUUGUCCAUCACACUAGUUCUCAAAUGGCACGGUUAGAGGAAAAGAAACAAGGGCUUCUCAAUAAAAUCGCUGAGCUUGGAAAAGAACUACCUCUUAAUACACUGGAUGAGCUCAUAGAUAAAUUCGGAGGUCCAGAAAAAGUGUCAGAGAUGACGGGCCGAAAAGGCCGAGUGGUACGUCAGCCCGACAGCAGCGUUCGGUACGAGUCGCGUGCUGAGCAAGGUCACACCAUCGACCAAAUCAACAUCAAAGAGAAAGAUCGCUUCAUGAAUGGAGACAAGUUGGUGGCCAUCAUAUCAGAAGCGGCCAGUUCAGGGAUCUCAAUUCAGGCCGAUAGAAGGGUGAAGAAUCAGCGUCGGAGGGUUCACAUGACCCUUGAGCUGCCCUGGAGCGCAGACAGGGCCAUUCAGCAAUUUGGUCGCACUCAUCGUUCCAACCAAGUCACGGCUCCGGAGUACAUCUUCCUUAUUUCCGAAUUGGCGGGCGAGAGGCGCUUCGCAUCCAUUGUAGCAAAGAGACUGGAGAGCCUGGGAGCUCUGACCCACGGUGAUAGAAGAGCCACCGAAUCAAGAGAUCUAAGCAAAUACAACUUUGAAAAUAAAUAUGGCACCAAAGCCCUAGAUAAGAUAACCAAAGCCAUCCUCGGUCAGACUGAAAGCAAGGUACCCCCACCAAAAGACUAUCCGGGUGGUGACGCCAUGUUCUUUAGAGACAUGAAACACGGUAUGAAGGACGUAGGAAUGCUCUGCAGUCAGCCACGCUUGGGCAUCAACACUGAGAAAGACUGCAACAUCACCAAGUUCCUGAACCGGAUCUUGGGCCUGGAGGUGUAUAAACAAAACUCCCUCUUCCAGUAUUUCAUCGACAACUUUGACUACUUGAUCGAAAAGGACAAAAAAGAGGGAAAUUACGAUAUGGGGAUAUUGGAUUUGGCUCCAGGUAAUGAUCAGAUCUAUGAGGAGACGCAAGAGAAGUUCCUAACUGCUGGAAACCCUCAAGACGGACAAGUAGUCCUUUAUAAGAUAAGUGUAGACAGAGGCAUGACAUGGGUGGAGGCUCUCGACAAGUUUCAAGCGCUCACCAACCCGGAUGAAGGCUUCUACUUAUCCAACAUGUCCAGAGGUAGCCAUCCGUGCGUGCUGCUAGCCGUGCAGGGCAGAGGAUUCCACAUGACCAUCUACAAACCAAACAUCGGCAAGCAGGCCCAACCGGAAAGCCUUGAAAGCCUCCAGAAAAAAUAUCGCAAGGUCAGUCCAGAGGAUGCCAAAGAAAGCUGGGAAAAUCAUUAUACGUUCUCCUUCAAGAAGUGUAGCCACGUUAAUAGGAACGGGAGGUGUAAAAGGGUGGAAGAGGGUCACGAGUGCUUGAUGGGGACUCGGUUGCGUCAGUACCACAUGUUGUGCGGCGCCCUGCUGCGCGUUUGGAAGCGGGUGUCCGACGUGGUCUCUGAUGUCACCAACACGAGCAUCCUGCAGAUUGUCCGUCUCAAGACCAAAGAUAGCAACAAACAAGUUGGUAUUAAAAUCCCAGAGACCUGCGUGGCAAAGGUGCGCCAGGAGCUAUUAAAAAUGGACAAUGAGGUGAAGCAAAAGCGGAGGGAAAAGGAGCAGCGAGCGCAGGAAGAACACCAAAGGCUUUUGGAACAACAAUACAUGACUGCUUUCUUCGCCCCUCCUAGCUUGGGCAGCCUGCCAUCUCCAUUCAUGACCUACACUCAGAAGAACCCUCUAGAGGAGAUCCUGGACCUUAGCCGUACCUCCGCCCCCACCCAAGUUAGCGCGCCGGCCACCCUGAGCGUGGACGAUCUCUCCGGUCCACCCGGAUCCACACCGGAUGAAUUUGACAUAGAAGAGUUUUUCCAACAAACACACCAGGAGAGCCAGGUCGCACUGCAGAGCAAUCCAGCACGGGACAAAGAACUGCUGGACAUGUUGAUCUCCUUCAGCUCACAAACCCAAAACAUCACUUCCACCGCAGAAACACCUUCAUCCGUACCCAUGAUGUCAGUGAUUGUCCCCUCUCCUUCGGUCUUGCCUCCCUCCUCUUCCCUCUACACGCCUACACUCACGCCUUCCUCCUCUUCUUCCUCGUUAUCGCUCACCUCCCUCUCCCCUACAGUACCCAACGGCCACUGCAGCUCCGAUGCCCUCAUAAACGCACGGGAGGUGUUAGACAACAUGCUGCGUGGUGAACCUCGCAACUCUGUCAUUCAUUACCCACUACCUGAGUGAGACCAUGAGGUCUGUCGCUCCUUUAAAAAAGACAAUCUCAGGGCUGUAGUCUCACCACUGCCGACUGACAUUCAGAUCAGUUCAUGGGAGUAACCGCUGUCUUUCCCGAGUGGAUUUCGCCAAGCUGUGUUGUUAAUCCGGUGGAUUAAGGGAUGUCGCGAAUGACAUAUGCUGGUUAGGGGUUUCAGGGUCUCAGUCACCAAAGGUCUUAAACAACUUGUUUAUUGCUCAUUCAAUAAAGUUUGUCCUACUUACAAGCAUUUAUUGAAGUUGACACACCAGGUAAAACAUCGCAUGGGUAGUUAGGAAAUUUAAGACACCAGGCCUUAAAAAAGCAUCGAUGUACCCGAGCAGGUCGGUCAAAUAUUGGUGGAAUAAAAUCGCAUCAAACUAAAUAUUUAGUUUGGUUCCCCUGCUUCCAAUUGCAACGUUCAGUUUGCGUCAAACAAUCAUUUUAGUUCAUAAUAAAAAAAAACACUUUUCUUGAAAAGCAAGAGGAUGGGCUACUGUUGACACGUGCCUUUGGAUCUAAUACAGCCGAAUGUCGAUGCUUCAACGCAUUUUGUGUUUGUUUUCUAUUUAUUGUCGUUAUUUAUCUGUGCGCUAGCAAAAAAUUGUAACGCCGUACAAUUCACGUUUUGUUUAUAGCUGUGCAUCUGUUGUUUCAAAGUAAAACAGCCUUGCUGUGCACAAUCAGACGAUAUAUUUGAUUUAUUCGUAAAAAAAAUCCAAAUCUCAUCUGGUCCACCGUAUUUAGCAAUAAAAGACUUUUAGUUUGAAGCCCUGAUUUAAUGUUUAAGAAACAACUAAAUAUAAUAUCGCAAAUAUUCAUAUAUAUAACCUAUAUAUGAGGAGAGUAUAAGGAUUACUUGAUUAUUAUUUUUAUUUAAUUUUAAAGGGACAACUUUAUAUAUUGUUACUAUUUUAGGUACUAUUUUAUUUAAUUUGUCUAGAUUUGAACAGACAAUAAUCUAGCUUGUUAAAAACACAGCUCUGUUCUGAACCGCUUUUUCUUAUUGUCUAUUCGUUAUGCAAUUAAAAACUUUUUUAUAAUAUUAAACCCAAAUAUUAAUAUAAAUUGAGUUUACUGGCCUCAUGGUGUAUAGCCACUCGCCAUCUCAGGAUAAAAUCUAUAAAACAUUCAGAGUUUUUAUAAAUUUAUGUUUGUGUACACCAUAUAUGUAUUGUAUGUGUUAAGGUUCUUCUUGUUUGUCAAAUCAUUUAUGAUAACUGAUCAAAUGUUAUUUAUUUAUCUAUCCGAUUCUGUGCACAAAUUUCUUAUUUUUUUUUCAACGUAGACAAUUUUUCUAUUCAGAUUUGCACUUUUUGUGUGUGAAAUUAGUCCUGCAUGUAACACGAUUCCCAUUAGACUGUCAAGUAUUGACUUAUUUACUCAUUUUCUUUCGUCGCUAAAUUGUAUCGCAUUAUUCGAAAAACUAACCCCGCUUGUUAUGCACUCUUACAACGCGUUUUAUUCUAAAAUGAAAGCACUAGUGAGGCCAUGUAAAAGGGACAAAGUCAAAGCUUAACUUCUGUUACUAACAGAUCGAACAUUUGUAUGAUUUGCACUAAAACAGCAUAAUGAUCGUUCAUCUGCUCUGUGAUACUGCCAUGUUUGUUUGCUCCAGGGCCAUGCUACUGACUGUAUGUAUCUUUAAAUGUUUUAUUCUUAUGUUCUUCUGUUGGCACUUUUGUUGGUUAUGCCUUUUUAUUUUCUAUAUUUAUAAUUUAGAUCCAGUUGUAUAUAGUGUAAAAACAGAUUGUGCCUUUCAACUGUUUCUUAAAGAAAUCGUUUUCUACUUGUAUGUAUGGAAAGGAACAUAUUACAGUUCAAACUUUGUUAAUGACAAAGCAAAAAAUAAAAUGUUCAGAUUCUUGA